Messenger RNA from Puccinia triticina, 597 nucleotides. RefSeq lists its product as uncharacterized. Lineage: Eukaryota; Fungi; Basidiomycota; Pucciniomycetes; Pucciniales; Pucciniaceae. The record is from RefSeq and is a predicted model, not a curated record. The transcript has 2 exons. The coding region runs from base 1 to 597 and encodes 198 amino acids.
AUGCAAGACUCAGACACUGGAGAUGAAGACCCACCUCCCUCUGAAAAAGGUGGUUCUCAACAAAAUGAUCCAACAUACUCACCCUCACGGAAAUCUCUCUCAAGAACAUCUGCCUCCAGCUCCAAAAAUGAAGAUGCAGAAGGUGAUGAUAACACCAAAGAUGAUGCUCCACCCCCUGAGACACCUAUGGAAAUGGUCAAAAGGAACAUACCCACCUCCACAAGACCACCCAAGAAGACCAACGUCAAAGUCAUCAUCCCCUCUAUUGUCCCAGCCCCAAAGUCAGCUGCCAAGCCCAAAAAACAACCCACCUCCACCUCAAAAAAAAAUCAAAAGAAGCCCAUUUCAACCAAAUACGUGGAUGAAUCCGACCUCACUGAAGAGGACCCCAUCUCACAAGAUUUUCCCCCUGAGGAUGACCACAUCUCACAAGACUUGGAUACCAGGAGCAAUGCAAUCAGUAGCCGCCAUGGUGAUGGUGAAGGCAGGUCACACCUCCCAGGCUACAAAACACGGCAGGAGCAGACCACCAAAAUGAUUUGCGAAAGCUGUUCCGGGGAAGUGGCCCAUCCCGAGAUUGGGGACACCUUACCUUAG